GGGGGGGGGGUGAGGUGAGGUGAGGUGGUGAGGAGGUCUACGAGUGGGGUGAGGUGAGGUGAAGGUGGGAAGCACGUGGCAGCGAUGGCGCCAACAACAUGGCGACGAAAACAACAACAACAACAACAGCAACAACAACCUCGACAGAGAAAUCAACAGCGACGGGGUGUAACUCGACCGGCCCGAUCCACGACCACGAGGCCCAAGCAACAGCCCCCCGCAACAACAGCAGCAGCAGCAGGCGAGGCUCUGCUGCCUCUCGAAAGUUGCAUGUGUCCCGUGUGUCUGGACAUCCUGGUGGAGCCCGUGACGAUGCCGUGCGGACACUCGCUGUGCGCUCCCUGCUUCGCGCAGUGCGUCGAGAAGGCGGCCCUCUGCUGCCCGCUGUGCCGGGCCCGCGUCUCCAGCUGGGCCCGGCGGAGGGCCCGCGAGCCGGGCGGCCUCCUGGACGCGGAGCUGUGGAGCAGACUGCGGGCACAGCACCCAGAGCGGUGCCUCAAGAGGAUGCGGGAACGUGGUGACGGUGGUGGUGGUGACGGUGGUGGUGACGGUGGUGGUGGUGAUGGCGGAGGUGGUGAUGAUGAUGGUGGUGACGGUGGUGGUGAUGGCGGAGGAGGUGAUGAUGAUGGUGGUGACGGUGGUGGUGAUGGCGGAGGAGGUGAUGAUGAUGGGCCCCUGUUUCAAGCUCCCGUGCUCGUCAGCCGACCCGGGGAGGUGCGCCGCGAGUACCAAGAGCAGUACGAGAAGCUGCAAGCGGAGCGGCUGGCCCAGGAUGAGGAGGAGCGGCGUCUGUCGGAGCGCCUCAUUGCCCAGCUGAUGGAGGAUGAGCAGCAGCAGGAGCUGGCGGCCCGUGCGCAGCAGGAGGCCAUGGACAGCGAGUUGGCUCGCAGGCUCAGCCUCGCCAAGGAGGAAAAGCCGGUGCAGAUGUCAUCGUGGUCCUUGAUGAAUCAGAGGUCGCGUUCGAAGACUCUGAGUCCACGCACCCCGGUCCAGGAAUCCACAUCCGUCUCCAAGGGCAUAGAGAGGUUCCUCUCUCCCGUCCGGACACUACCAACGUCUCCAUCGCCGCCCGUGCACCACCGCAGAACCGGACUGUCGCUGCAGCCAGGCACCAGCGCGGCCACCAGCACCACCACCACCUCCGCCAGCAGCAGCGGGGGGAGGUGGGAGGACGACACUCGCCACCACCACCACCAGCAGCUUCACCAGCUCCCCCACGGUAGCGCUCGCAGCAGCGACGACAGCAGGGAGGGCAGUACUCGGCAGCAGCAGCAGCAGAACCUCCUGUGCACCAGCAGCAGCAACAGCAGGAGCAGCAGCAGCGAGGGCAGCGCUCGGCAACGGCGGCCACAGCAGCAGCAGCAGGAACUUUUGUGUAGCAACAGCAGCAACAACAACAACAGCAGCAUCAGCAGCAACAGCAGAGAGUGCCGGACACAGCAGCCACAGCUCCUCCCGCACCGCAGCAACAGCAGCAACAGCAGCAACAGCAACAGCAGCAACAGCAGCAGGGACGGCGGCGCGAGCAGCGGGGGCGACAGCAUCACGCAGGAGCUGAACCACUUCAAGCCCAUCGUGAGCUGCCCCCGCACGCCGCCCAAGCAGCUCCCGGACGGGCGCGUCCUCUCCCCCGCCCUCGUCAAGGCGACGCCCAUCAAGCCCACCACCGCCACCGUAACCGCCUCGUCGUCCACCUCCUCCUCGUCGUCCUCGCUGCGAGCGGAGGUGCCGGUGGUGGAGCUGGUCGCGAGCGCGGGGCGGGCAAAGGGGCGCAGGCCGUGCCGGGCGCUGGCGGAGGGAGCCUGGAGGUCGUCGCGCCGAGGGCGGCGAGCGGACGACGACUUGGAGCUGGAGCUGCCGCCCUCGCUGUUCCGCUGGCCCAUGGCGCCGAGCGGAUCCUCCGCGACUAAAAGCGACGGUGGCGGAGGAAGAGGCGAGCGGGGAGCGCCGGGAAUCCGCGCGACGACGCGCGACGCCUCUGGAGCCAAGCGGCACCUCCCCUCCUCCUCGCCGCCGCCGCCGUCGUCGGCAAGAAAGACAAACGGAGGAGUUGGCGGCGGCGGUGCGGCGAACGUUGAUGACUACGACGCCGACACCGCCGCCGCCGUCGCCUUAGUGAGGCGGCAGGACGAGGAGGAGGAGGAGCGGCUGGCGCUCCAGGAGGACCGGGACCGCUGCCUCGCUCGGCGCCUCCAGCGGCAGCUCAACUCGGAGGCCAAAGCGGUCGACCGCAGCGCCGGCUCGGCCUCCGCGUACGACUUACGGCGCCAACGCUCCUGCCACCUCGCGGCAACGGGGGCGGCGGCGGCGGCUUCCGGCGGCGGACGGAGUCGGAGGUCGACCGGCGGGUCGAGGAGACGUCGGCCCAAGGAGGCCGCCGGAGACGCGCGGGGAGCGAAGGGCAGCCCGGCAGGAAGAGGGCCGUAUCGGCAGCGGCGGCGUCGGAUGGGAAGGGCGGCGGAGGUCAAGGAAAGAGUGGCAGCAGUUGCAGCGCUGUUUGGGGACCGUCGAACGGCCCUGCCAACUGGGGACGACGCCGUUGAUUUUGGGGCGGCUGGGCCCUCGAAGUGA
Molecule: messenger RNA, 2571 nt
Organism: Lethenteron reissneri (Far Eastern brook lamprey)
Lineage: Eukaryota; Metazoa; Chordata; Hyperoartia; Petromyzontiformes; Petromyzontidae
Product: E3 ubiquitin-protein ligase RNF169-like
Biological process (GO): double-strand break repair
Cellular component (GO): nucleus; site of double-strand break
Molecular function (GO): metal ion binding; nucleosome binding; ubiquitin-protein transferase activity
Source: RefSeq, a predicted model, not a curated record